UCCUUCUCCUUGUCAAAAGCACAAGGAACCAGAGCCACUGCUCGUCGCGCAUCCCAUCCAGCGCCUCGCUCCCCGCUUGUGCUGUGACCGACGACCGGCACCGACCGGCGGCGGCAGAGAGAAGGGAUCGGCCGGCGGCCAUCCACGACAUGUCUCGGUACGUGGAGAUGCUGGACAUGGGCGUGCGCGUCGCCGCGAGGUUCCACUCGCACUGCCCGCAGACGGCGCGCAUGUACUACAAGCCGCCGCAGACCCAGACGACGACGUCGUCGUCGUCGUCGUCUUCCUCGGCCGACGACGCCAACAAGGCCACGAGCUUCGGCCUCGACGCGCCGUCAGUCCUGCGGCGGCCCUCCGCGCUCGCGGCGGCGGGAGAGUUCCGCGCCGGCGACCGGUCGGGCCAUCAUCAGCUUCACGAUUUCGGCUUCGACACCGCGCAAGUCGUCGUGUACGAGGUCGUGUGAGGAAUUGACAGACGGGAGUCGGGAGGAGAACAGCUUCUUGCAAAUUGCAAGUGCCGCAAGAAAUUUAUUGCGAGAUGUGUAGUGCUAGUGCUCUGUUCUUUGAUUUGUGCAUAUCUGUGUCGGAGAAUUAUUCAUUCAAGACAGAGGAACUGAGAAAACAUUCAUUCACGUUCAGCGUGCUAUUCCUUGGGAUUUGGAUGGGAUUUGAUCGAGCAUCCUAUACGAAACUGAUGCGCAGAGUUCAGUGCGAUCAUGAUGCAAUGCUAAAUGCUGGCGCGAUACCAUUUUAUUGACCAACCAACCAUGGACACGGAUUGCAACUUUGGAAGUUGGGAGGACUCAAGCUUGGGGACGAUUGUUCAACGAAGUUGGUGAACUUGCUAGUCGAUGAGGAUAGUUUAUGGAUCGUUGAGAAUACUUUAUGGAUCGUUGCGCGGCUGGAAAAUUCAGUGUUUUGGUCAGGAUGGAGAUCAUCAGCAGUAAUAUUGUUGAAUUUUACGAAUUAUUGUUACAUCAAUUAGAACAGAGUGGAAAAGGAGGAAGAUGAACUCCAA
This is a messenger RNA of Sorghum bicolor (sorghum), 1018 nucleotides long. RefSeq lists its product as uncharacterized. The transcript has a single exon. NCBI's taxonomy places the organism in Eukaryota, Viridiplantae, Streptophyta, Magnoliopsida, Poales, Poaceae. The record is from RefSeq and is a predicted model, not a curated record. The coding region runs from base 150 to 464 and encodes 104 amino acids.